ACGUCCCGCAGAGAGCACACGAGCGUCACGGAUUCCUGACUUGAAUCAGAACAGCUCUGCAGAUCGAGAUGUGAUGGAUUCCACUAGCAGAGAUGGCUGAGAUUCAUCAAGCCAUCAUAAGCAUUCAAAACUAGAAACAGCGAUUGAACAAGAGCGUUGAAAAGAGAAGAGACAUUGGAGAAUGUUGAGAAUGCUGCUUCCUUCAGCUGUGUGUGUGUUUGUGAUUCGUGCUGGGAGGUAGCAGUUGAAUCUGACAUGAUGCCUGGACAAAUCCCAGAACCUUCUCUAAACGCAGGUGCUCUCCCUAGUCUGGGACCACUGGCGGAAAUCCAUGCUACCACACUAACAGACCAGUUUAAACCAGACCGGCUCAAACUGGCUGAGAUCACGUUCUCUCCUCUGAAGAGAUCCCUUAGCUGCGUCACGGCCGAGAUGGAUGAAGAGGAGGAGAGGAGAAAAAGAAGACGAGAGAAAAACAAAGUGGCAGCCGCUCGUUGUCGGAACAAAAAGAAAGAGAGAACAGACUUCCUCCAAAAAGAGGCAGAGCGUCUAGAAGUCGUAAACACAGGGCUGAAGGGACAGAUUGAAGAACUCAGACAAGAGCGACAGCAGUUGAUCCACAUGUUAAACCUCCACAGGCCGACCUGUAUUGUGCGCACAGACAGCAUCAAAUCCACGGACAGCGAAGACCAUUCCCCCCUCCGCCCGCCCAACACGCCGUAAACCACUGUCACUACAGAACCGCGUUUAAACGGGCAGGUGGUGGUUGUAACGUUUUCUGUGUAUGAAAACCAAAGUCAGCCAAACACCUCUCUACAAGCUUGUGCCUGCUGCCAAAGUUUGCUAAUAUUUGUUACCAAUUUUUUUAAAAAACUGUGGGACGGGACACACAUAUUUGAAGAGUUUUUUUUUUUUAUGGUGACUUUUGUUGGUUUGCCAAUAUGCCUCUCCACCUGCCAAUGGUGAACUAAAGCCGAAAAUUUGCAGUCGGUGAACAGCAACCGUAGAGGGCUUGAAGUAGCCUGUGUUGGGACUUUUGUGCCAAAUAGAGCAGGACGCGCUGACAAAAAGCAGAACUUGACUGUGAUCUGACUGAGAUUGUGAACUAAACCAAAACUCUACACACAUCUGUCUUAUCCAAAAAGAUAUCAGGGAAUUACCUGUUCAUUCUUAUGUAGCUGUUAUUACUUAAGAGUAGCUCCACCCAUAAACGCCGCGGGAACUGGCUAAACUGGUGGUGCAACACUAAGUUCACGUGCUGCUCUAUUACUGGCUGACAGCUUGAAGAGUGGGCGUAUCUGGUGUCAAUUAUUGGCUGACAACUUGAAGAGUGGGUGUAUCUGGAAUCUUAUUGUACUUGCAUUACUUAACCUAGCUCAAAAUAUACGGGUCUGCGAUUGUAUAUGUUCCUAUAUACUGGUUGGAGACAUAAAUACUAUUUUUUUUAUAAGUUACCUUGAUGUGGGAGUCUCUGGUAGAUCCUUUUUACCGAUGCUGGUCAUCAUGUAAAACAUUUUCUGUAUCUAUUGUUUACACUGUAUAUAUUUUUGUCAUAAUUUUAUACCGCAUACCUUUUUUAGAGAUGUUAAAGUUAAAUGUUAUGACAUCAGCGGAUGUGAGGAAGUAAUUUACAUCACAUCCAAACCUCUCCACUCUGUCCAGCUGCCACUGACUAGCCAUUUAGCUUACUGAAUGCACUUCCUUGUCAUUCACUCAAAACGAAUAAACAGUAUUGCUCAUUAA
Chanos chanos (milkfish) is the source of this 1743-nucleotide messenger RNA. RefSeq names its product Jun dimerization protein 2b (gene jdp2b). The record is from RefSeq and is a predicted model, not a curated record. NCBI's taxonomy places the organism in Eukaryota, Metazoa, Chordata, Actinopteri, Gonorynchiformes, Chanidae. Gene Ontology annotation, biological process: regulation of transcription by RNA polymerase II. The transcript has 5 exons. Gene Ontology annotation, molecular function: DNA-binding transcription factor activity, RNA polymerase II-specific; RNA polymerase II cis-regulatory region sequence-specific DNA binding. Gene Ontology annotation, cellular component: nucleus. The coding region runs from base 256 to 723 and encodes 155 amino acids.